This is a messenger RNA of Osmerus eperlanus (European smelt), 7618 nucleotides long. It is a transcript of the gene nav2a, whose product is annotated as neuron navigator 2a. Gene Ontology annotation, molecular function: ATP hydrolysis activity; protein binding. Lineage: Eukaryota; Metazoa; Chordata; Actinopteri; Osmeriformes; Osmeridae. The record is from RefSeq and is a predicted model, not a curated record. Gene Ontology annotation, biological process: neurogenesis; nervous system development.
GAAUGGGUCUCGCGAAGCGGAUGCACAGUAGAGAAGGCAGCGGCUGCCGCACGAGGCGAGGGAGGGUCUUGUCCUUGACGUGAGAUCUGCUGCUGUUCAUGGACUGGCUGUUCCUGGAGACUGAGUUUGUGAACAGCACUAAGCAGCACAUACUCUUCCACACUGCAGAAUGUGACCGGAUGUCUUCUGGGAUUGUCUAAUGGAAGAUAUUAGGUUAUUUGGGAACAAGGAGUCAUGUUGAUCACAUCUCCUCAGAGGAUCCUGUGUUUGCUGUCAGGUUGAAGGCAGGGUUGCCAUACCUCUAGAGGUCUGGAUCUCAGGGCCUCCUCCUCUUCUCUGAUGCCCAGUCCAGGUCAGCCUCUGUGGGCUAAAAAGUACAGUCAACACCCAUGGAUGACCACAUGCCUGGCUGGCUUCUCUGAGAGCAUGGUGAUGGAUGGAUCUUGAAUGAGAACGUCAGGGGUUUGAAUGACACAGGAAUCUCUGUGUUGCUUCCGUACGGAUAUCAGGUUGGAUCUUGUUCGUCCAGAGAAGGAGCGGUGGAGCGCUGGGGAGGGGAGGGAGGAUGGAGGGAGCAGAGAACAGCCCCCAGCAGAAGAGGAGGAGGCCAGUGUUGCACGGCCUGGAAGACCAGAAGAGGAUAUACACGGACUGGGCCAACCACUACCUCGCCAAGUCAGGCCACCGGCGUCUCAUCAAGGACCUGCAGACCGACGUGACUGAUGGCGUGCUGCUGGCUGAAGUGAUACAAGUUGUCGCUAAUGAGAAGAUCGAGGACAUCCAUGGCUGUCCAAGGAGUCGUUCUCAGAUGAUUGAGAACAUCGACGCCUGCCUCAGUUUCCUGGCAGCGAAAGGAGUCAACAUACAGGGCUUAUCAGCAGAAGAGCCGUUCUCAGGCCGCCCCGACAGACUUCCUACCUCCAGGGUGUUUGCUGCUGGCAGUGACAUCACACCUCGCAGCGGCUCGGUCAGCGCCCCCGGCAACCGGCGUAGUCAAGGUGACAAAAGCAAGCCUGGCCUGCAGCCCAGCAGAGAAUCCUCGGAGGGCGUGACCUCACAGCCAUCGGUGAUGACUGAGCAUGCUCAGUCACCACCUGUGACUGGCAUCAUCUCCUGCUCUACCUCGGCCCUCCUCCCUCCAUCCUCCUCCGCCAUCCCCCAGCCCAACUCCAGCAGCAGCAAGCCCUGGAGGAGCAGGUCCAUUAGCUCCAAGCCCUCCUCCUCUUCCUCCACCAUGUUGUCCGUCCGGCAGGACAGCCCCAAAGCAGCCCCGCCCACGGACGCCCCUCCCAAGGCCGUUACCCAGAAGUCCAUGCUGGAGAAACUCAAGCUGUUCAACAGCAAAGGGGGGUCCAAGUCCUCCAGUGGAGGGGGUCCCCAGCCAGCCGGCUCUGCCCCAGCCAGGCAGCCUGCAGCCGGAGCAGGGGGGAAGACUGAGGCGGGUUCCAACACCGAGGCCCUGGAGGAGGAGGGGAACGCACGGCCGGGGGCGACCGGUAACGGGACGGCUCACGGACCGCCUCCCGCUGCUGACAUCGCUGCGACAACCAGCAGUCCGAAGAUCGCCCUGAGGGGGAUCGCCCAGCGCACCUUCAGCAGAGCCCUGACUGCCAAGAAGGGCUCUGCCAAAGCCCUGGACAAGGACAAGGAGAAAGGGAAGGACAAGGAGAAAGGGAAGGACAAGGAGAAAGGGAAGGAGACGGGUAAGCGCAUCUCCAUCCCCGACAGGACGGAACUCAGGGGGGAGGAGACUAAGGAGGAAACUGCCGUUGCCUCAGAAACGGAGACCUCUGGCGCCAAGAGGACCUCGAAAAUCGCCAGCUUCAUACCCAAGGGGGGCAAAGCAGCCAAAAAAGACACAAUUUCUGCCCCCCUCCCAACGCACAGCGGAAUACCAAAGCCGGGGGCCAAGGUCCCCUCUGGGGGUGGCCGGGAGGGCGGGGAGCGCCCCCGCAGCAUGCGUCUGGGGGGUGGGGUGGGGCUGCUCCGAGGGCCCCCGGACCGGGACAGCAGACAGUCCAGCUCUACCUCUAGCCUGGCCUCCACGGAGGGCAGGGCCCCGCAGACCCACAGCGUCGCCCCGGUGGCUGCGGGAGGAACUACACAGAGCACAGCCAGCAAUACAGUCAGCGUGCAGCUACCUCAGCCUCAACAGCAGUACAGCCACCCCAACACAGCCACCGUGGCACCCUUCAUGUACAGGUCAUCCACAGAUGUGGAGGGUACCAUGACAACCGAGGGGGGCUGCGAAGGGAGGGAGGAAGAGACUGCGCCCUUCUGCAAGACAUCCAUGGAGGACCUCUCAGGUGAAGACCCGGAGACUCGGAGGUUGAGGACGGUGAAGAACAUUGCAGACCUCAGACAGAACCUGGAGGAGACCAUGUCUAGCCUUCGGGGAACCCAGGUCACACACAGCACCUUAGAGACCACCUUCGACGGAACUGUUACCACGGAGAUCAACUCCGGCGUUGGGCGGAGCAUCCUCAGCCUCACUUCCACCCGCCCCUCCCUGUCGUCGUGGCGACUCGGCCAGUCCAGCCCCCGGCUCCAGGCGGGCGACGCCCCCUCCCUGGGUAACGGGUACGGCGGGCGCGUUGCGGGGGGCCCGGGGGGCCGCUACCUGUACCCUGGGCCCCUGCGCAGGCAGCUGGGGGGGCGGGGGGCAGCCCCCGGGGGGCUGGAGCGGGGGGGCGACGAGGGAGACCUGGACGGGCUGGUCGCCAUGGACGCCACAGGGUACAUGAGCGACGGGGAUGUGCUGAGCAAGAACGCGGCGCGGGCUGAUGAUGUCACCAGCGGAUACCUGACGGACGGAGGGCUGAGUGUGUACGCUCGCCGGCUGAACCGCCUGCCCGACAGCCUGACGGCCGUGAGGGAAACCCUGCAGCACCAGCAGGGACAGGGAGAUGCAGACAGGUGUAUGCCCCCCCCGCCCCAGCUGCGGAGCCAUGAUGAGGCCUCUCGUGAGUGGCUGCGUUCCCACUCCUCCGGGGGGCUUCCAGACUCAGCCAGUAACUCCCCCAUUCUCCCCCGGCCUCCAGCCUGGCCUCCAGCCUGGCCUCCAGCCUCGCAUUCGCCCUCCGGAACACGCUUCACCUUUGCUCAGCUCGCAUCCAGCCCCACCUCGGCCAAUCAGAUCAACCUGGCCAGCAUGCGCAACAACAGCCUGACCAAUCAGGAUACGUCGUUUGACCCCCGGGUGAGGAACUCUUGCUUGUCACUGGACGAGAAGACUCGAAGCAUGAGCCGGUCUGGGUCCUUCAGGGACGAAGAAGUCCACGGCUCGUCUCUCUCUCUGGUGUCCAGCACCUCCUCCAUCUACUCUACGAAUGAAGAAAAGUCCCAGUCAGAGAUCCGUAAGCUACGCAGAGAGCUGGAUGCCUCCCAGGAGAAAGUGUCCGCCCUGACGACCCAGCUGAGCGCCAACGCCCACCUGGUGGCAGCAUUUGAACAGAGUCUGGGGAACAUGACCAUCCGCCUCAAGAGCCUCACAAUGACCGCUGAGCAGAAGGACUCUGAGCUGACUGAGCUGAGGAAGACCAUUGAGCUGCUGAAGAGGCAGAACACCAUGGCUCAGGCCGCCAUCAACGGAGUCAUCAACACACCUGAGCUCACCUGCAGGACUGAGGGCCCAGAGGGGAGUAAUGGUGCCCAGCAGCAGCAGGAUCUGAGGAUGAGAAGGCAGCACUCAUCUGACAGCGUCAGCAGCGUGGCCAGUGCCACUAGCCACUCCAGCAUUGGCUCCAACAUGGACGCCGACACCAAGAACAAGAAAAAGAACAAGAAGAACUGGCUGCGCAGCUCCUUCAAGCAGGCGUUCAGUAAGAAGUCUCCCCGGUCGGCGUCGUCUCACUCGGACAUCGAGGAGAUGACAGACUCAUCCCAGCCCUCCUCGCCACGGCUGCCCCACGGUGGCUCUACCCGGCCGGGUCACCUGAGGAAUACCCACUCCAGCUCUCUGCUGUCUGAGUGUGUGGAGGGGGAGGCAGACAUGGUGAGGCUGCUGAGGGGGGAGCUGAGGGAGAAGGAGAUGAAGCUGACAGACAUCAGGCUGGAGGCCCUCAGCUCUGCCCACCAGCUGGACCAGCUCAGAGACACCAUGAACCGCAUGCAGGGAGAGAUUGAGAAGCUGAAGAUGGAGAACGACCAUCUGAAGCAGGGCAGCCUGGGCUCCAGCCGACCCCCCUCAGCCUCCCCCGGCCCCGCCCCCAGCCCCGGCCCCGCCCCUGGCCCAGGGCUCUCCCAGCACAGCCUCAACCUCACUGAGUCCACCAGCCUGGACAUGCUACUGGAUGCCCCCAGUGGAGAGGGGGGGGUGAGGAAGGACGGGCGGCUGGUGAAGAUCGUUGUGAGCCUGGGGGAUGACCGCACAGCUGGAGAGGAGUUCCGGCAGCGACACUUUCUGAUUGGCUGCAUCGGCGUGAGUGGGAAAACCAGAUGGGACGUACUGGAUGGGGUGGUGCUCCGCCUCUUUAAGGAGUACACCAGUCAUGUGGACCCUGGGGGCCAGCUGGGGUUGAGCUCCGAAAGUGUCGAGGGUUACAGCAUUGCUGACGUGUAUCGCCAUAGCAACCCCGUCCCUGCCCGCUCCCCAGAGCUGCUCCCCUGUGGGUACCUGGUGGGAGACAGCGACACCAUCAACAUCAAACUGAGAGACUCCUCCAGUGACAGUGUGGACUCUCUGGUGUUUGAGAGUCUGAUUCCUCGGCCGGUGCUGCAGCGGUUCGUUUCCCUGCUGAAGGAGCAGCGGCGGGUCAUCCUGUCUGGGCCUGGAGGCACGGGCAAGACCCACCUGGCCGGCCUGCUGGCCCGACACCUGGCCCUGCUGCUGGGCCGAGCCCACAGCCCGCACUGCGUGGUCACUUUCAACGUGGACCACAAGUCUAGCAAGGAGCUGCGUGUGUACCUGUCAGGGCUGGUGGAGCGCUGCAGCAGCCAGCAGGAGGUGGAGCGCCCCCUGGUGGUGAUCCUGGAUAACCUGCACCAUGUCAGCUCUCUGGGAGACAUCUUCAACGGCCUCUUCAACUGCAGCUACCAGAACAGCCCCUACAUCAUCGGCACCAUGAGCCAGGCCACAUCCUCGUCCCCCAACCUCCAGCUGCACCACAACUUCAGGUGGGUGCUGUGUGCCUGUCACAUGGAGCCGGUGAGGGGCUUCCUGGGGCGCUACCUGAGGAGGAGGCUGAUGGAGACAGAGAUGAUCAGCCGCUCACGCUGCGCACAGCUGGGGAAGAUCGUGGACUGGAUCCCCCGCAUGUGGCAACACCUCAACCACUUCCUGGAGGAACACAGCUCAUCCGACGUCACCAUCGGGCCCCGCCUCUUCCUGUCCUGUCCCAUGGAUGUGGAGGGCUCCAGGGUUUGGUUCACUGACCUGUGGAACUACUCCAUCAUCCCCUACAUGCUGGAGGCAGUUAGAGAGGGACUGCAGCUGUAUGGACGCAGGUCUGUGUGGGAGGACCCGGCUCGCUGGGUGAUUGACAGCUAUCCCUGGUCGGCCACGCCCACACACGUUGAUUGGCCGCCGUUGCUGCAGCUCCGCCCAGAAGACGUGGGAUUCGACGGCUACUCCGCCCCGAGAGAAGGAGUCAGGAAGGAACCUCCACGGAGCGACAGUGAUGCAGACCCCCUGAUGAACAUGCUGAUGAGGCUGAAGGAGGCGGCGACGUCGUCCAGCCCUCAGAGCUACGACAGCGACAACAGUCACCACGACGACCUCCUGAACUCCUCCCUGGAGUCCACCCUGUGAGGCCGACCUCACCCGUUUCCACGCCAACGUUCACCAUCAACACACCUCUGUUAUCUUCAUCAUAUCGUCAUGGGAAACAUUCCUGGUGCAGGUAACCAGAAAAUGAGACGAGGUCUCUAACCUUCAAAUGAAGUGAGUUCGAACCUGACAGGAAGUUGACAGGAAGUGAGGUCUAUUGAAGAGGUCUGUCAUUUCUUCACUAUCCUGUCAGGACGUUGACAGGAAGUGAGGUCUAACCUGACAGGAAGUGAGGUCUAACCUGACAGGAAGUGAAGUAAAGUGGAUGAGCAGGGUCCAGGGACCUGCCAUCGUGUCUUCUUUCUCCAGGAUGCUGCAGCGCAUCUUCACAUCAGCAACAUCACCUGAGGGUCCUCAUCCCCUCUCUCCUUCCACCCUCCACCUCACAUCCUCGUCCUCCAGGCUAGGAAACGCUCACUCCUCCCCCAGCUGCAGUGCGCCCAGCUAGGCCACGGGAGGGACUGUGAAGCCCCCUAUCUCUGGAGCUCCGGACUGGAAGACAGAGACCUUUACACAGACCAGCAGCUCCUCCUCCACACCGCCUAUGUGUACACCACGCACACACGCCCUGCGCCUGCCGUCUGCAGACACGCCAUCAGACUGAAGUCUACUGGUGCUGGACUGACCUUGAGAAAAGGAUGCCUUAUUGUUUUGUAACAGACUUUGUGCAUUUGCUACUUUUCUAACUGUUUGUGUGUAAACUCCCAGUGCUCUGUAGUCUCUCUCCUGUCCUCGCCGGAGCUGUGACAUCCUUGUCAUAUCAAACACCAGCCGUUAAAAAGAGGUUGAUGACAUGUGGGUCUGGGCUUUCAUACAUGUGGAAGUAUAUGUGGUUGGGCUGACUUGACUCCUAAUGCUGAGAAAGUUGGGCUGACUUGGUGAGGCGACCUGGAGGAGGAGCACAGCUCUGGUGCUCAGACGACUCAGACGACUCAGACGACUCAGUUUUUCUUGUUUGAGUAGCAGGCUGAGGAAGGCAGCUGUCUGUUUGUGUUGGUUUGUGAUAUCAUGAUAAUAACAUGAACAAUAUUGUGAUAACAUGUUGGAUGACCUGUGACCCCUAGUGUGUGCUGCUCUGUAUGUAGUGACUUUACUUGAUCGUGAAUCAUGAACGGAAGAUCAAAUGAUAAGUUUGCUGUAUCAGGGUAUCAGAGGGUUCAGACUCAUUUGAUCGUUUUUUUCCUCUAAAUCUACCUCCCAGGAAAGUUCUGGGUCAUUUAGUGUUAAGCUUCUUCCGUUGUCUUUCAGUGUUCGAGUGUGAAUGUGUGAAGUCACCCGUUCUAUGCAACAGUCGUGUUCAGUCUCAACAUGACAGCCAGACCUGAAGGCUUGGUCCUGCCUGUCUCCUGCCCUGACAACACAUGUACAGCAUGGACACACGCGUGAAUACCGUCUGGGUAUUCCAGCGUCCCACUUUGCUUGUUGAUUUGUGUCUGUACAUUUUGAGGAGUCUGUUGAUGUGGUAAAUGUUAGAACAGAGAAACCCUUGUGAAUGUGUGUGUCUCGUGAGUGGCCGGCUGUGAGAUGAGAGGACUGUUGACAUGUAUGGGGAGAGGCUGAGGGACGUUUCUCAUAAACUCAAUGGAUGUGUAGCCUUCUUUGAUAGGCUAUGUACAUUUUUGUAUGUAACAGCUAUGUAAAUAAUUGAUUAUCUUGCAACAUUUUGAUGAAUUUUCUAUCUUAUUUGUAACAGUACUUGAAAAUGAGUAUUUUGUGUACAGUCUCUUUCAUCAGAGGAGGCUGACGUUGUCUAACAUCAGCAGUCGGACCCAGCCUUGAGAGUUUAUUCUGAUGAUCACUGUACUAGUCCUAAUUUAUUUGUGAUUCAUUAAAAUUUAUGAUUAUUUAUGA